AUGCUUUGUGAUCUUCAUGGGCACCCGCACAAGCCACACUUGCACUUGCAGCUCUCACAGGCAUACAAUGUUUACGUGCUCAUGCUCCUUGAGCUUGAGGAGAUGGUCCAACAUGCCCUGGGCCAUGACAAGCCAAACUGGCACAUGUUGAAUGCUUGUCCUGCCUGCAACUAUGUUCUUGAAGGAGAGCCUGAGCUUGCUCACUCCAAGCUCAUCAGUCUUGAUGGCAACAACUCAAGCAAGUGCUUUGCCCAGGCAGGAGAUCAAGAUCUUUGCACAUUCAAGAGCAACUAUCUCUUGUCUCCCAUGUUCAUCGAUGAGUUCAAGAAGGAGCCCACACAUGGUAGGACCCACUCAGCUAAGGAGCUUCCCAAAGAAAACAAGACCAAGACUGAGCCAGACGAGGACAACUGCACAGACAAGUCAAAGACUUCCAAUGCAAAGGAGCAGUCCUCGCACCAGAUGGAUGGUCUUGAUGCUACUGGGAACUUUCUGUGUACAUGGUGCCAUGGGAUGGUUGUGUGCUUGGCCAACAUGUUGCAGAGCAGUGAGCUGUGUGUGUUCAAGAAGCUCAAGCUCAAGCCCUUGCUGAUUGCAUAG
This is a messenger RNA of Dacryopinax primogenitus, 600 nucleotides long. RefSeq lists its product as uncharacterized. The record is from RefSeq and is a predicted model, not a curated record. The transcript has 3 exons. NCBI's taxonomy places the organism in Eukaryota, Fungi, Basidiomycota, Dacrymycetes, Dacrymycetales, Dacrymycetaceae. The coding region runs from base 1 to 600 and encodes 199 amino acids.